AGGAUCACGUGCUCCAACCCUGGGUACGUACGUCGUAGUUUCUUUUCCCUUCUCUUUCUGCCGAGAUCGAUUCGUAAUAAACAAGAACGAGGGGGCCAUUGUCGCUCCCCUGCCCUGGUGGCCAAUAUCACUGUUACAACGAGCACCUAAGAGAGAAGUUCCACCCCACUUCAGUUGGCAUCAAAGGGUACCUAAAUCUCAUGUAAAUUAUUUAUUUACUUGUUCCACUGGUGAGCUUGCUGUUUGUUGUCGAUUUCUUCUGCCACAUCUGCUGGAUCAAGUGCACGGUGUCUUUACUGAUGCCUGGAUCUAACAUCAGAAGAGCACAGCUGAUGGAUUGAGUGGCCUGUCAGCCAGGCAGCAUCACAGACCUGUCUCUAUGGCCAAUCCAUAACUCAGCGAACCACCAAACUGCAAAGCCCACAGAAAACCAGUCUUCUAGUCCACCCAGCUUAUUGGCUGCAGCCAUGGCUAGCAAGCGGAAAUCAACCAUUCCUUGCAUGAUCCCGGUGAAGACCAUGUAUAUGAGGGAUGACACUGAGCACGACCUGCCUUGCACAACGACUAAGGACAGUGCCUAUGCAUCCCGGGAGGACUUGUACGGUCAGGGCUACCUUGACGCUGGCGAGCCUUCCAGGCAUGACUCGGGUGAAGCCCUGAAAGACGGGGGCACCUACACCUGUAGGCCGUGUAACUUCGAAACCCUGGACCUGAACCUGUUCCUGGAUCACGUCUACAGCGGCCACCCGGAGUUCCGGUCGGACCCGAGCUUCCACUGUGUGGACUGCGGGGUGACGGCGGCCAAGUUCGAGGGUCUGGCCCUUCACAACGCCCGCGUGCACCCGAGCACGGUCACCACCACGCUACAGCUGAGGAAGCGGGACCGGAAGGUCACUGUAGAGCAGAGCCUUAUCCUGGGCCCCGGCGAUAGCCUCCUCUCCAAGUCUCAAGACUCGGAGAUAUCCAUCACCAAGACGCCCAUCAUGAAGAUGCUGAAGGGAAAAUCGGAGCACAAGAGGAUCGUGGUUUCGCACUCCGCCGCAGACGACUCGAGGCUGGAGGCUGGAGUGUCCGUCGCCACCGGCAAGCCGGCCGAGAAGAAAGACCCCCCUUCUGUUACUGUUACACACGUGCCCACUAUCGUCCACAAUGGUUCGACAAGCAAAGUGACAUUACCAUCCGCCAUACAGAUCGUCAACGGCUCCGGAGCACUUCCCAUUCUCAAGACGGCGGUCACGCAGGUGGUGUCGGUGGUCCAGAACCGGAACCUCCACCAGCACUCCACGCCCAUCACCAUGUCCUCCUCGCCCUCCUCCUCCUCCAGCCACAGCUCCAAGAACCUGCCCAAGGUCAUGAUCCCUCUCAGCAGCAUUCCCACGUACAACGCCGCCAUGGACAACAGCAGUUUCCUCAAGACCUCCUUCAGCAAGUUCCCCUACCCGACGAAAGCGGAGCUCUGCUACCUGACCGUCGUCACCAAGUACCCCGAGGAGCAGAUCAAAAUCUGGUUCACGGCUCAGAGGCUGAAGCAAGGCAUCAGCUGGUCACCAGAGGAGAUCGAGGAGGCCCGGCGGAAGAUGUUCAACACCAUCAUUCAGACGGCGCCUCCGUCUGGUCAUCACCAUCACACGACGGUGGGCCGACAGACCCAUCACGGCGCGGCCCAGCAGACCAUCACGGUCUUGCCCGCCUCCCUGGGUGCCACCGGCAUCCCGCACAUCCUCCAGGGCAGCCUGGUGAGCCAGGGAGGGGUGAUCGUCACGCAGCCCAUGAUGGCCAACGGCAUCCAGGUCAGCAGCGCCCCCGUAGCCCUGGCGGUCACCCCCAAGCCCCAGAGUGCCGCCAAGCCCAUGAUGCAGGCCAGGCCUGCCGCCGCCCUGGUGGCCGAUAAAGGAGUCAGCAUGGUGGUGGGCACAGUGGGGAGCAGCAGCAGUCUCAACUACACCAUCUGCAGCAGCAGCAGCAGCAAUGGAGGCGUAAGCAGCAGCUGCUCCAGCAACGCCAGCAGCUCCAGCAGCAUCAUAAGUAGCAGCAGCAGCAGCAGUCGGUCAAACAGCAGUAACAGUGGGAGUAGCGGUCAGACUAGUGUGAUUAGCACUGGUGGAGGCACCAUCAUCACCACCACCAUCAGCAACAACAACAACAGCAGCAAUGGCAAAACUAGCACCAGCAGCAGUAACAACAUUAACAGCAACACAACUAAAACCAAUAACGGCAACAAAAGCACUGAAAACGGCAAAAGCGCAGUCAACGGCAAAGGCACUGCACCCAGUGCCGCGAAUACUAAAACCAACCAGGAUGUCAAGAGUGGCAGCAACGGUAAGGACAGCAGCAGCACUGUGAAAAGUACUAAUGAUGGCAAAGCCUCUCCUGACAUAAAGACGAGCACUGACCGCAAAAUCAGUACUGACGCCAAGAGUGACAGUAAGACAGACAGCAAGAGCAAUGGCACCAGCCUCACCACCACCACCACCACCACCACCACACCAGUGCCACGACUGCAAACACGGCAGCACCCGCAACCGUCACCACCACCAGUGGCCAGCAGCAGCAGCAGCAAGAAAGGAGAGACCGCAACAGCAGCUGCAGCGUCAUCACCAUCCACCAGCACAACCCCGAACUCCCGCACCCUCCCCAACGCCAGUUUCCUGGAUGCCAACUCCAAGCAAAACAAGAAGUCCCAGGAGCAGCUCUCGGCCCUGAAGCAGAGCUUCCUCAACAACCAGUUCCCCAACCAGGACGAGGUGAACCGCCUGACCAGUCUGACGGGCCUGUCUGUGCGCGAGGUUCGCAAGUGGUUCAGUGACCGCCGCUACCACUUCCGAAACCUCAAAGGGCCGCGCACAAGCACGGGGGGUCAAGCUUCGGGCACCGACAAAACCACUUCGCCUGGUCCCGCGUCAGGCGCCAGCGUUGGUUCGUCGGACACGCCGGUGGUGUCAUCCGCAGACAGACCCAAAACGCCCCCGCCGACCCCGACGAGCCCUCCUCAGCAGCAGCAGCAGACCACAUCUCCCACCACGCCGUCGCGCCGGCCGCCUCGGCCCCCGUCUCCCGAUUUCACGGCCAUCCGGUAUAAAGAGCGCGAGCCCCACCAGCUGGUCGCCCUGGAGGCCAGUUUCUUGCUGGACCCCGAGCCCUCGUCCGAGGAGGUGGACCGGCUGAGGCAGGAGACCAAGAUGACGCGCCGCGAGAUCCACGGGUGGUUCGCCGAGCGACGGAAACGGGCUGCUGCGGAGAAGAAAAAAGAGGAGGCGGAGAAGGCCGAGAAGGAGAAGGCCGAGAAGGAGGAGGCCGAGAAGGAGGAGGCCGAGAAGGAGGAGGCCGAGGCCUGCAGGGAGGAAGGGGGGGAGAAGAGCGAGCCUGUGAAGGAGGAAGUCAAGGAGGAGAAGAUGAACAUCGACGAGCAUUCGGGUGGAGAUGCGUCGUCGUCGUCGUCAUCGUCGUCACAACAAGGUAAAGACGAGAAGCAGAAAGACGACGCUCCUAAAGUCAACCCCAUCAAGAUUAACCUGAAAAUGCUUAAAGUGACCGAAUCCAACGGGAAAGAGGGUGAGUGCAACCAGCCGGUCCAGGCUGACCAUCCGAAAACGGCCUCUCCGGCGCCUGCCCCUACGUCGCCCAUCCCCAUCCCCUCGACCCCGUACCGCGGCAAGAAAACGGCAGACCAGCUCCACGUGCUGAAGCAGGCGUUCGCCCGCACGCAGUGGCCGGGCAGUCCCCAGUACGACGAGCUGAUGGCCCGGACGGGCCUGCCGAGACCCGAGGUGGUGCGUUGGUUCGGCGACUGCCGCUAUGUGCUCAAGAACGGGCAGCUGAAGUGGCUGGAAAGCUACCAGACCAUGGUGGAGGAGGAGGACUACCAGAAGGCCAACCUGGACAUGCUGAAGGAGCACCUGGAGAUCCACGGGACGCUGGACGAGACCCAGGUGAAGGAGCUGGCCAAGGGCAGCGGCCUGACAGAGGACCUCGUCCACCGGUGGUUCACCAACAGAGCUCCAUUGCUGCUGGCGGCCAAGAAGGCGGAGGAGGUGGAGGAGGGCGGCGCUGGGACUGCGACAGCAGGGGAGGUGGAGAAGGAGAAGGAGUCCAAGGUGGAUGGAGCUCCAGCAGCAGUGGCCCAGCAGGACCAAGGGAGCGAGGAGAAGACGGAGCAGUCGACACCUGCCAGCACCGCCUCCUCCACCUCCUCCACCCACGAGACUGAGAAGACAAUGGCGGCAGACGUGAAGUCUACAAAUCCAAAUCAAGGAGUGGCCUGAGGAGGCGGCGCAAGAGGCCUUGUGUGAGUGACGGAGUACAAGAGAAAACGUGUGCGUGUGCGUGUGCGUGUGUGUGUGUGUGUGUGUGUGUGUGUGUGUGAGGGGAGAGAAAGUGAGAUCGCCCCGAGGGAUGUACAGUAUUGGUGGCCUUUACCGGGAGAGUGAGUGACUGACUGUGUGUGUGUGUGUGUGUGUGUGUGUGUGUGUCAUGACAGCAGAUGUGAUUGUAAUGGGAUCGCUGGACAGACUCAGACCCACCCCGGCCCACACCUUCACCCCCAGUCAACACCAGCCUCCAUGUCCAUCUGAAUCUAGGGAGGGGGUCUCCUCUCCGAUCCUGCAGUGGAGGAAGGAGGAGACGAAGAGGGGGCUGAGGCUUUGCGUCUGGGAUAGAGAGAGCAAGAGGGAAAGAAAGACAAAGAGCAAAAUAAAACACGGAGGAAAAAAGAGGAGAGGAGCGUUGUUUGGACUGUACAGAUGUGGACCAGAGAGGUUUACCUGUUGUGUUAAAGGAGUGUCUGUUUCUUGGAGACAUAGUUAUGGGGUACGUAAUGUCAACUGCACAGCUCUUAAUGAGCUUUUCUGUUUUGUGUUUUUUUUUUUUUAAACCAUGACUGACAAAAGGGCCGCCAUGGACACAUGUAUCCAUAUUUCGUACGGUUUUAGCACUGGACUAUGGCACAUCCUUGAUGGUUGCAUUUUUCUUGGGUUUUUCUUUUCAUAAGAAAAAUAAAACAUCUGUAAUAAUAAUAAUAAUAAAAAAAAAAAUAAAAAACAUCACAGCUGUAAAAGUGUCAAAGCCAGCUUAUCGGUUCAUAAAAAAAAUACUUAGGCUUGUAUAAUUUUUACAGAUAUUAUUUGCAGAAUAAAAAGGUUAAUGUGAAA
Molecule: messenger RNA, 5147 nt
Organism: Alosa alosa (allis shad)
Lineage: Eukaryota; Metazoa; Chordata; Actinopteri; Clupeiformes; Clupeidae
Gene: zhx3b
Product: zinc fingers and homeoboxes 3b
Exons: 4
Coding region: 468-4262 (1264 amino acids)
Biological process (GO): regulation of transcription by RNA polymerase II
Cellular component (GO): nucleus
Molecular function (GO): DNA-binding transcription factor activity, RNA polymerase II-specific; DNA binding
Source: RefSeq, a predicted model, not a curated record